Messenger RNA from Cladophialophora carrionii CBS 160.54, 129 nucleotides. RefSeq lists its product as uncharacterized. The annotation marks the transcript as partial. Lineage: Eukaryota; Fungi; Ascomycota; Eurotiomycetes; Chaetothyriales; Herpotrichiellaceae. The transcript has a single exon. The record is from RefSeq and is a predicted model, not a curated record.
AAUGCCAAGGCACAAAGUAUCAAGUGCAAGGUUUGCUUCGCCACCUUCCAGAGCACCUCGGCACGGAAGGGUCUUGAAGACCACGCAUCCAACAAACACAGCAAGAAAUACGAGGAAUGUUUCGCCUGA